This is a messenger RNA of Musa acuminata AAA Group (dessert banana), 1298 nucleotides long. Its product is annotated as dof zinc finger protein DOF1.4-like. Lineage: Eukaryota; Viridiplantae; Streptophyta; Magnoliopsida; Zingiberales; Musaceae. The coding region runs from base 273 to 995 and encodes 240 amino acids. The record is from RefSeq and is a predicted model, not a curated record. Gene Ontology annotation, biological process: regulation of DNA-templated transcription. The transcript has 3 exons. Gene Ontology annotation, molecular function: DNA binding; DNA-binding transcription factor activity.
UGAUAGUUUCUUUUGUAGAUCAAAUCGCUCCUCAUACAGACGUGAUUUCUUGUACUUAUGCUGAGGUAUAUUACAGAUAUAUGAUCGCACGAAAGCUAUUAUUGGCGGUAGCUGUCAUUGCCAGUUUCUAAUGCCGACUGAAAUCUCAGCCCGACACUGACGUGCUCUUCUCUGUAACAAUAGGCUUGCUUGAGAAGUAUUAACGUCAGCAGCAGCAGCAGCAGCGAUUCCAAUCUCCGUCGGCCAACUUCUUAUUCUAUCCCAAAUCCGACAUGCUCUCAGCUUCUAUUCGCUGCCAGCAACUGCUUCCUCUCGUCCCAAAUCGCUCGUCCUGCCGUUUCCACCGUAGCCAUGGGAGAGAGCUUGAAGUGCUCACAGAUCUGGUCGGUGGAAGAGCACAGCAGCGGGAGAGGCAGACGCGGAAUGCGGCGGUGGCGGCGCUGAGAUGCCCGCGGUGCGAGUCCACCAACACCAAGUUCUGCUACUACAACAACUACAGCAAGUUGCAGCCGCGGCACUACUGCCGGGCCUGUCGCAGGCACUGGACCGAGGGCGGCGCGCUCCGCAACGUGCCUGUGGGUGGCAGCCGCAAGAACAAGCGCCCCCGGGGCGCUCAAACCACACCCGCUGAUGCAUCAGAUGGUCAUGGAAACGGAAGAAGCAUCGACGACGGCAGCAGCAGCGUUUUCUCUGACGCUUCCAAUCUGCCGAUCAUCCGUCAGCCAACACCGCCGGAGCAUUUUGGCGCCGGAUCUGAAGAACCGCUCGUCUUGAGCUCUUAUCAUGAAAGCCCUCAUCCUUUCUCUUCAUUACCGUUCUAUGAUUGCACAGGGCAAGACUCCUUCACUGUCGAUGAUCGUCUCUUUGCAAUGGAGACCUCGAUGCUGCACCUGCCGGCGAGCAACUUGAGUCACUGGGACGACAUCAUCGACCUCGUCAACCUCGAACUCAAGCCGCCGGCGCCCGACCGAGUGGAUCACACUCUGACUUACUGAAGCAUCGACUGCCUUCUGCUCUUGGUUGCUGGAUUUUGUUCUACGAUGUGGAUGGAGACUGAAGAGGAAACCGAUGGGAAUUUGUUCUCCGGAUAUCAAACUCCACUGUUUGGUUAUAUUCUGUAGGCAAAUCAAUUAACACAUCUGAACAUUCUCAGUGAAAUCUCUGAGAUUUUGAUGUUUCAGUUUGCUGAUGCACACAGAUCCAUUCCAAUAUUCCAAAGCCAAAUUACUUGGAACAUUCACCAACCAGUAAUUUAGCUUUUUUUAAAUCAAAUAUUUUCACAAAGGGCUUUGAAACAA